Molecule: messenger RNA, 1674 nt
Organism: Colletotrichum chrysophilum
Lineage: Eukaryota; Fungi; Ascomycota; Sordariomycetes; Glomerellales; Glomerellaceae
Exons: 4
Coding region: 1-1674 (557 amino acids)
Biological process (GO): superoxide anion generation; defense response
Cellular component (GO): plasma membrane; NADPH oxidase complex
Molecular function (GO): superoxide-generating NAD(P)H oxidase activity
Source: RefSeq, a predicted model, not a curated record
AUGUCGGGUGACUUGACCUUUGGGGUUUUGGUCAAGAAGCAGUUCACUGCCCAGAAGCUGCUCUUCCAUUUCCUCUUCUGGACCUUUCACUGGGGCAUUUUUGCCUACGGAUGGUGGAAGCAAGCGGCCGAUACGAGACUAGCGGGUCUGAACACCCUGCAGUUUUCCGUCUGGAUUUCUAGAGGUGCUGGUUUGGUCCUCAGUGUCGAUGGCAUGCUCAUCCUGCUCCCCGUCUGCCGAACCGUCAUGCGAUGGAUCCGACCCAAGGUUCGCUUCCUGCCUCUCGAUGAGAACCUCUGGCUUCACAGACAGCUGGCAUACUCCAUGCUGCUGUUCACCAUCCUCCACACUUCUGCUCAUUACAUCAACUUCUUCAACGUCGAGGUCACGCAGAUUCGUCCCGUUACCGCCAUCCAGAUUCACUACGCCCAGGCUGGUGGUGUCACUGGUCAUGUCAUGCUUCUCUGCAUGCUCUUGAUGUACACCACCGCCCAUUCCCGCAUUCGUCAGCAGUCGUUCGAGACGUUCUGGUACACCCACCACCUGUUCAUCCCCUUCUUCCUUGGACUGUACACCCACACGACCGGCUGCUUCGUUCGCGACACUGCUCUGCCUUACUCGCCAUUCGCCGGAAAGGACUACUGGGACCACUGCAUCGGCUACCUUGGAUGGCGUUGGGAGCUGUGGUCUGGUGCUUUCUAUCUCAUGGAGCGUACCUACCGUGAGGUCCGUGCUCGCCGCCUCACCAAGAUCACCCGUGUUGUCCGCCACCCGUACGACGUCGUCGAGCUCCAGUUCAACAAGCCCUCGUUCAAGUACAAGGCCGGUCAGUGGCUCUUCCUCCAGGUGCCCUCGAUCUCCAACUACCAGUGGCACCCUUUUACCAUCACUUCCUGCCCCUUCGACCCCUACGUCUCGGUUCACGUUCGCCAGGUUGGUGACUUCACCCGCGCUCUUGGUGAUGCGGUUGGUGCCGGUGGCGCCCAGGCCAAGCUUUACGACGGCGUCGACCCCAUGGGAAUGUACGAGGUUGCUCUUCAGAAUGGUCAGCAAAUGCCCGAUCUCCGUAUCGACGGACCCUACGGAGCUCCCGCCGAAGACGUAUUCGAGAACGAAAUCGCUGUGCUCAUCGGUACUGGUAUUGGUGUCACUCCCUGGGCCUCCAUUCUCAAGAACAUCUACCAUCUGCGCAACGGCCCGAACCCCCCGACCCGUCUUCGCCGUGUCGAGUUCAUCUGGGUUUGCAAGGAUACCGGUUCUUUCGAAUGGUUCCAGACUCUUCUCUCGUCUCUCGAGUCUCAGUCCGAUGAGGCUGCUCGCCUUCCUGGCAGCAACGGUCUCGAGUUCUUGAAGAUCCACACCUACCUCACCCAGAAGUUGGAUAUGAACACCACGCAAAACAUCAUCCUCAACUCUGUCGGUUCGGAACACGACCCUCUUACCGAACUCAAGUCUCGCACGAACUUUGGCCGACCCAACUUCUCCAAGCUGUUCGCCACCAUGCGUGAUGGUAUCCUGGACAGAACUUACCUCAAUGGUCUGGAGGGUAGCAUGCGCACAACUGUUGGUGUCUACUUCUGCGGUCCUUCAGUGGCUGCUCGCGAUAUCAAGAAGGCCUGUAACGAAGCCUCUGUCGCAGAAGUCAACUUCCGCUUCUGGAAGGAGCACUUCUAA